This is a messenger RNA of Vicia villosa (hairy vetch), 725 nucleotides long. RefSeq lists its product as uncharacterized. The transcript is spliced from 4 exons. The coding region runs from base 48 to 539 and encodes 163 amino acids. The record is from RefSeq and is a predicted model, not a curated record. NCBI's taxonomy places the organism in Eukaryota, Viridiplantae, Streptophyta, Magnoliopsida, Fabales, Fabaceae.
UUCAUCUUUUGUUCUCCUCCCAUGCACUCAGUUCUGUCUUCACAAUAAUGGCAUUUGCAUUCAUCCUAAAGGGAAAUUUAUUCAUCCUUAAUUUAAUUUCCAUUGCAAUAUUUUGCAGUAACAUAGUGGCUGCAGAGGGUGAUCUUGAAGGAGGACAAAACUUAGUAAAGGCUUUGUCAUGCUUUGAAAAUAAGCUUAUUUAUGCUGGCUGUGAUUCUGCAUAUAGAUUAAUCCCAUCUGGGAAUAUUAAGGUGCCUCCAGAGGCUACUGAUUUUUUCUGUAGUGGACCAUGUCUCGCAGAAGCACAGCUAAUGCUUGAUUGUAUUGACAACAUACUCUCCAGUUUCAUAUUCAACAACAAAGCAACAUUACAACAAAUGAGAUAUGCACUCAAUGCCGGCUGCAGUUACUCUAGACAACGAGGGAACUUCAAUUUGGACGACUACAUUGGAGGAGAGAUAAACACAGCUCCAGGUGUACCUAUUUUGAUUAGAUGCUAUCUCUUCAUCGUUGCAGCGGUGCUGGUUUAUUUAAUGUGAGUGUGUGACAUUAUGUAAUAGUAGUAAGAAAUAGAUACUCGUUGAAUUUCUUUACGUUUUUAACCCGAGAGCAACAUGUUCCUAUUAGUUUAGAUGAUGAGUGACUAUUUAUCAUAAUGUAUUCUAAAAGUAUGUAUUAUGUUAUCAUACAACACAAUUUGAGCAAAACUUCCAUUUUUAAUGAAA